Molecule: messenger RNA, 5100 nt
Organism: Heterotrigona itama
Lineage: Eukaryota; Metazoa; Arthropoda; Insecta; Hymenoptera; Apidae
Source: the annotation of a GenBank genome assembly
AUGGGUAUACCGAAGUUUUUCCGAUAUAUAAGCGAAAGAUACCCCUGUCUCACUGAAAAGUUAAAGGAUUAUCAGGUAAUUAAAAAAAAGUAUUCGCAAACAAUAUUUGCCUUCUAUAUCCCUGUAUCUUCCAUAUUCCAUGUAUUUCUGCAUUUUUUUUCUUUCUCGUUGUAAAUUUUCCUUUAAUUUUUGAAAAAUCAAACAUUUCAAAUUGGAGAAUAUACGAAUUAUAUAUUUGAAGUGAAAUAGAUAUACAUUUCCGGAUGUAUUGUUAGUAACCGCAUAUAUCAUUUGCAGAUACCUGAAUUUGAUAAUUUGUAUUUAGACGUGAACGGUAUUAUACACGAGUGUUCACAUCCAGACGACACGGAUGUUACAUUCCGCAUUUCAGAAGAGACCAUAUUCAAGAAUAUAUUUCGCUACAUUGAGGUAUUGUUUCGCAUGAUCCAGCCGCAGAAGUUAUUUUUUAUAGCGAUUGACGGUGUGGCACCGCGGGCAAAGAUCAAUCAACAAAGGAGCAGACGCUUUAAAUCUGCAAAAGAUGCCGAGAUUCAGGAAGCCAAAGCAAGACUCAAGGGGAUAGAUAUACCCAAGGAAAAGAGAUUUGAUUCUAACUGUAUAACGCCGGGUACACUUUUCAUGUCGAAGCUUGACGAGCAAUUGAAGUAUUUUAUUACGUAUAAAAUAUCAACUGACAAACUUUGGCAGAAGUGUAAAGUUAUAUUCAGUGGGUCUCAAGUUCCUGGCGAGGGAGAACACAAAAUAAUGGACUACAUACGUUACAUGAAAACACAACCAAAUUAUGAUGUAAAUACAAAACACUGUUUAUACGGUUUAGACGCAGACUUAAUAAUGUUAGGUUUAUGUACCCAUGAAAUACAUUUUACACUGUUAAGAGAAGAAUUGACAUUUGGCAAGAAACAAAGGAAAGUCUGUUUAACUCCGGAGGAGACGAAGUUUUGUCUGUUUCAUUUGUCUCUGUUGAGAGAAUAUAUAAAUCAUGAAUUUUCAUCGUUAAAAGAAAAAUUGCCUUUCUCAUACGAUCUGGAAAAAAUAAUCGACGACUGGAUUUUAAUGGGAUUUCUUAUAGGAAAUGAUUUUAUACCGCAUCUGCCAAAUUUACAUAUUGUACAUGGCGCAUUAUCAGUGUUGUAUCAUGUAUAUAUGGAUGUAAUGCCUACAUUAGAUGGUUACAUUAACGAAUCGGGAACGUUGCGAUUAGAUAGAUUUGAGAAAUUUAUGGAGAGACUUAGCCGUUUCGACGUGCUGCAAUUCUCCGAGUAUUAUGCAGACUUGAAGUAUCUUGAAAGUAAAACAGGGAGACCUCUCAUCGAGACUGAAAAGCAGAAUGACAAAAGAUCAGGAACUAGUGAAGAGACUCGUUCUCCAAGAAAAACGCAAGAUAAAGAUUGCUUUCGAUUCGAUGCUUUACUUAGAUCUGUCGCGGAUAUGUCGUUAGGGAAAUAUGAUGACGAUGAGUUUGCUGAUGAUAAGUCAGAUUGUGAAAUGUACACUAUGGAAUUUGUUCAGUGCAAGAGGGAUUACUAUAUAAAUAAACUAAAAUAUGAAAAUAUAGACGAAGAUUUUUUACGUUCACAAGCCGAGGGCUACGUCAGAGCAAUCCAGUGGAAUUUAAAUUAUUACUACAAUGGAUGUUGUAGUUGGUCGUGGUAUUAUCCACAUCAUUAUGCACCUUAUAUUUCGGAUAUAAAAGAUUUUAAAGACUUGAAGUUGGAAUUUGAUUUAGGGAAGCCGUUUUUACCAUUCGAACAAUUAUUGGCCGUGUUGCCGACUUAUAGCAAAGAUUUGUUACCGCCCGCGUUCCAAACGUUGUUAACCGAGGAACAAUCUCCAAUAAUUAAUUACUAUCCAUCGGAUUUUGAAACAGAUUUAAAUGGCAAGAAGCAAGAAUGGGAAGCUGUAGUACUUAUUCCAUUCAUAAAUGAGAAAGACUUGUUAAGUGCAAUGGCGCCUCAUUAUCAGAAAUUAACUGUGGAAGAACAGGCAAGAAACAGACAAGGUCCAAUGUGCCUGUUCACUUACACAGAAGAAAAUUUAGGCGUUUUUAAAGCGCCUGAAUACUUUCCCGACAUCAUGAGUUACGCGAAAGUACAAUUAAUUAAUCGCGAUGAUAUUGCUGUUCCCCGGGAAAAGUUAAUUCGAGGCUUGUGUCCCGGUGUAAGACCAGAUGUAUAUUAUCCUGGUUUUUCUACUCUCCAAUACAUAGAACAUACUGCCAGUUUAGAAAAAGCCAAAGUGAAAGUAUUUCAGAGACAAUCGCAACAAGAAAGUAUGAUCCUUCAUGUAAAACCGCAUUCCAGUACCGAUUUAACAACCAUGGGCUCGAAAUUAUUAGGUAAAUCAGUAUAUGUGAAUUGGCCUCACUUAAAGGAAGGCUUGGUAAUAGGGGUUUCCGAACCGAGCUCGAAGAUGAAUUUAGUCGAUUCUCAAAUAAAAUGGAUGUACGAGACUAUCAAUGAAAUGGAGUGGCAUGUGUUGAAGAAACGUAUAACAGAGACAUAUAAAGAUCAUCUUGGAGUAGAUAUCGGCGAAACGAAGUUUUUAGUUCAUGUACGACUACUGCUAGGCAAAAAAUAUAUUUUCUCGUCCAGGGGAAAGGUGCAUGUCGAGAAACAUUGGAAUGAAACGCCGACUUGUUACGCGUAUCAAACUAUAGUGAAAGAUAUCGCGACUCAUUCUAAUAACGGACAGUUGUAUACAACCGUCAAGGAUAUCUUUGAACCAGGAACUAUAUGCUUUAUGUUGGGACAUCCGUAUUAUGGAGCGAUGGGAAAUAUACGCAAAUCCGCGGUCUGCAAAAAAUCAGGCAGAGUUAAAGUAUCUGUAACAACGAUGCAAGAGCCGUCGUUGGAAGAGAUUAAACACAUUCAGGCGGAUUAUCAGACCCAAUAUAUGCAUGGGAGUAUAGCCUCGCAGAGAUUGGGUAUAAGUUCUUUGCUUUUAAGCAGAAUCACCGGCACGAUUUUUGUGAAACAGUCUUCAAACGGUCUACAAGACGAAAGUACACACAAUAUCGGAUUUAAUUUAAAAUUCAAUAAGAAAAACGAGGAAAUACCUGGUUAUACUCGGAAAGGGGAAGACGGUCAAUGGUUCUACAGUCCCAAGGCUCUCGACUUAAUUCGUAGAUACAUGUUGAGAUGUCCUAUUUUAUUUGAAAAAUUAGCUCAAAAUCCAACCGCAUGUAUUUUUCAAGAAGAAGAUUUGUUUACAAAGGGUUCUGAAGAAUUGAAUGAUACAUUGGCAUGGUUGAAAGAACAACUUCAUGGAAUAGAGAGUCGUGCCUGUGGUAGAGAAACCAUCGAAAAUAAUGUAGUGAAGAAACUCGAAGAAGUGGUGGAUGCAUACCUCAAGUCACCAAACAACGUUGGAAAAAUUGUGGAUCUGCAAGUGCAACCAUAUUUACUUUAUACGCCUAUUCUGCGUAUAAGCAAUCUCGCACCUGAUCCAAAAGCACAGACGCAGUUGCUAGACAGAAUUUGCUGCAUUAAAGAUAAUUUCACGGUGCCUCUUGGGAGCAAGGGAACUAUAAUUGGAAUUCAGAAAAUGGAAAAUGCGUCAGAUACUAUGUAUGACGUUUUAUUCGACAAACCGAUCAUAGGUGGAUUUAGUAUAAAUGGAUCUUCUGAAUUCCGUGCAUAUCGUUUGUCAACCCUUGAUUUUAUAAAUAUAAGUUACGGACAAAGAAUAGAGCAAAGUAAAGGAACGCAAAUGAAUACGGAAUCUACAGAACAGUGGAAGAAUUUCGUGGCUGCUACUCAGGAAACUCAGUCGUGCACAAAUGCUAAUACUAUUACAUCAUAUAGAAACGAAAAUCAUUUGCCAGUAGAGGUACCAAUGUCGUCAAAGUCGUGGAUCAUCCAAAAAAGUACAGAAGAAAUACCGAAGAAUCAGUUGUGUCAUAAAUUCAAGCAGUACAACGCGCACAACGCGCAGAAUUCCAUGAACGUUCGGAUAUCACAUAAACCAGUGGCAAAGAGUGUGCAGCUUCCUCAAAAUGCGCAGAAGAAACCUUCAACAAAACCGGCAUCCGAAUUUCAGGCAAUAUGGAAUGAAUUACACAAAAAACAGCCACAAGAUCCUAGUGCUUUUUUGAAGGCGGUGUUAAAAAUUUCCGAUGGCAACGCUCAAGAGUCUGUCCAAUCUGGAAUAUCUAAAACACAUAAACGUUCGAAUAAUCCACAAAAGGGAGAGAAGGCGUUGGACACGCCACCUUUAGUGCAACAAAUGUUCGACCAUGCUCGACAGAACGACAAAACACCAAAUUGGUAUUGCUCUCAAUUAUUGAAUUACUUUCAACUCAGUGGGGUUGGAAUGCCUCGGUAUAGCUAUUUUGGUAUUGGAGAAAAUAAUUUGAUCCAAGCACAUAUUCUAUUACCAGAUAAAAGGAUAUUUGUCGGAGAUCCUUGUAUAAAUCAUGAACAAGCAGCAGGAAGUGCUGCGAAGAAAGUUUAUACAGAACUAAAAUUAGCUAACUUACUGCCAAAUAUGAAGAUAUUUUUACCACCUCCUCAACAUUGGUACUCUAAUCUUCAGAAUAGUAAUUGGUCACAGAACAUAAGACCACCAACGGUACCAUAUUAUUCUCCAGAACCUAAACUUGUUCAACCAUUUUCCGAGUGGGUUCAAAAGAAUCAUCGUGUGCCUGUGCCUCAAGACACGACCAAGCAUAAUAAUCAUCGAUAUAAGCAUCAUACUCAAUCAAAACCCGAACGAACUCACAAUCAGAAAGAACCAAAGUCAGAAACAAAGAAAUGUCCAACUUUCGUACCCUUACAAGCGCAAAAGAAAAGCAGACACGUCACAGCCAAACAAGUUAGCAGAGGCAGUGAAAAUCAAAGUGCCAAAGACAAUCCUCAGUCCACAGUACAACAUAAGGAAAAGGAAUUGAGAGCAAAGACGAUAACAGUAGAAGCUAUCAACACGACCACCGAAAAGCAAAAGCCAGUACAAAGUAGUUCAAAUCAAGUACAAAAUACACAGGCCGUGAUAAAGCCUAAAAGAUCACGUGUUGCUGCAAAAUUUUGCAUAUCGACGCAAAUUGAAGAAAUCAAUCAUAGUAAAAAUCAAAGUUCAACUUAA